UUUUUUUUUUUCUCCCCUCUAAAGGAGACCUGUGUGUUCAGCCAUUACUUUGCUCGGCGCUGCUCACAGGAAUCUCCGACCCUCGGUGCUGUGGGCAGCCCCGCACUUGGGCUCCUCGCCUCUCGCCCUCGCUCCCGUCCCUCCUCCCUCUCUCCGCCCCUUCCCUCUUUUCUUUCUCCGCUCUUUCUUCCCCUCUCUCCCUUCUUUCGGCCGCCGUCUCCCCCGCGCCCUCCUCGGGGCGGAGGGAAGCCGAGAAGGGGGAGGGAGGGAUUGGUGUCAAUUUUUUUGUGCGGCCGCGGCCGGAGCCUGUGGCGGGCAGGCGGCGAGCGGGGAGACCCCGGCGAAGCAGAGCCAUGGAUGGCCCGACGCGGGGCCAUGGACUCCGCAAAAAGCGGCGGUCGCGGUCUCAGCGAGACCGGGAGAGGCGCUCCCGGGGCGGACUGGGGGCCGGCGCGGCCGGCGGCGGCGGGGCCGGCCGGACCCGGGCGCCCUCGUUCGCCUCGUCGUCGGGCUCCGACAAGGAAGACAAUGGGAAGCCCCCGUCCUCCGCCCCGUCCCGGCCCAGACCCCCGCGGAGGAAGCGGAGAGAGUCCACCUCAGCCGAAGAGGACAUCAUUGAUGGAUUUGCCAUGACCAGCUUUGUCACUUUUGAAGCGCUGGAGAAAGAUGUAGCACUUAAGCCUCAGGAACGCGUGGAGAAACGCCAGACCCCUCUGACCAAGAAGAAACGGGAAGCACUUACCAACGGCUUGUCCUUUCACUCCAAGAAGAGCAGACUCAGCCACCCACACCACUACAGCUCAGACCGGGAAAAUGACCGCAAUCUCUGCCAGCACCUCGGGAAGAGAAAGAAAAUGCCGAAGGGACUCAGACAGCUCAAGCCAGGGCAGAACAGCUGCAGGGACAGUGACAGUGAAAGUGCCAGUGGAGAAUCCAAGGGCUUCCACAGGAGCAGCUCUCGGGAAAGGCUCAGCGAUAGUUCAGCUCCUUCCAGCUUGGGAACAGGCUACUUCUGUGACAGCGAUAGUGACCAGGAAGAGAAGGCCUCAGAUGCCAGCUCUGAAAAACUCUUCAAUACUGUUAUUGUAAACAAAGAUCCGGAGCUCGGUGUCGGCGCGCUACCCCAACACGACGGCCGCGAUGCGGGGCCCAUUGUCCCCAAGAUUUCGGGUCUAGAGAGGAGCCAGGAGAAGAGCCAGGACUGCGGCAAAGAGCCCAUCUUUGAGCCCGUGGUGCUGAAGGACCCCCGCCCUCAGGUCCCGCCGCCCCAGCCCCAGGCGGAGCCCCCGCCCCGAGCGCCUUCUCCGGACCCCGCCUCGGGGCCGCGCGCCGAGCCCCCGCCGCCGCCCCCCCCGCGCCCCGGCGCCCAGCCUCCGCCCGCGCCCCCGGAGGCCCCGCCGCAGCCCGCGCCGCCUCCGCCGCCGCCGGCGCCCCGGCCGCCCCGGCCGCAGUCCCCAGGGCCGCUGCCGCCCCAGGCCCUCCCGCCCGCGCCGGCCCACCCCUCCGCCCAGAGCCUCCCCCAGCCGCUGUCCGCCUACAACAGCAGCAGCCUGAGCCUCAACAGCCUCAGCAGUAGCAGGAGCAGCACCCCAGCGAAGACUCAGCCCGGCCCCCCCCACGCCUCCCACCACCCCUCGGCCUCCCCAUUCCCCCUGUCACUGCCCAACCACAGCCCCCUGCACAGCUUCACGCCCACCCUCCAGCCCCCCGCACACUCACAUCACCCCAAUAUGUUUGCCCCUCCCACUGCCUUGCCUCCUCCACCACCUCUGACAUCAGGGAGUCUGCAGGUGCCCGGACACCCGGCCGGGGGCACUUACUCAGAGCAAGACAUCUUGCGACAGGAACUGAACACACGUUUCUUGGCCUCCCAGAGCGCUGACCGCGGGGCCUCCCUGGGCCCCCCACCCUACCUGCGGACCGAGUUCCACCAGCACCAGCACCAGCACCAGCACACGCACCAGCACACGCACCAGCACACGUUCACGCCCUUCCCCCACGCCCUGCCGCCCGCCGCCAUCAUGCCGACGCCAGCACCGCCCAUGGUGCGUACCCCAGGCAGAAAUUUUGACAAAUACCCAACAAAAGUUGACCCAUUCUACCGGCACAGUCUCUUCCAUUCUUACCCUCCUGCUGUAUCGGGCAUCCCCCCUAUGAUUCCGCCCACUGGCCCUUUUGGUUCACUGCAAGGAGCAUUUCAGCCGAAGACGUCCAACCCGAUCGAUGUUGCUGCCCGACCUGGGACGGUCCCACAUACUCUUCUCCAGAAGGACCCGAGGUUGACAGAUCCUUUCAGACCUAUGUUAAGGAAACCAGGGAAGUGGUGCGCUAUGCAUGUUCACAUUGCCUGGCAGAUCUACCACCACCAACAGAAAGUCAAGAAACAGAUGCAGUCAGACCCACACAAGCUGGACUUCGGCCUGAAGCCCGAGUUCCUGAGCCGUCCUCCCGGGCCCAGCCUCUUUGGAGCCAUCCACCACCCCCAUGACCUGGCACGGCCUUCAACUUUGUUCUCUGCCGCUGGUGCUGCACACCCAACCGGGACCCCUUUUGGGCCACCGCCUCAUCAUAGCAACUUCCUUAACCCUGCUGCUCACCUUGAGCCUUUUAAUCGGCCGUCUACGUUCACCGGCCUGGCAGCAGUUGGGGGCAAUGCCUUCGGGGGACUUGGAAAUCCUUCAGUUACACCCAACUCAGUGUUCGGCCACAAGGAUGGCCCCAGUGUGCAGAACUUUAGCAAUCCUCACGAGCCCUGGAACCGGCUGCACCGAACGCCUCCGUCGUUCCCGACCCCUCCGCCCUGGCUGAAGCCAGGGGAGCUGGAGCGUAGCGCGUCCGCUGCAGCUCAUGACAGAGAUAGAGAUGUAGAUAAACGAGACUCAUCCGUUAGUAAAGAUGACAAAGAAAGGGAAAGCGUCGAGAAGAGACACUCCAGCCACCCUUCACCAGCACCCGUCCUCCCGGGGAGCACCCUGGGGCACGGCCGCAGCUCCACCGAACAGAUCAGGGCUCAUUUGAGCACCGAGGCUCGUGAGAAAGACAAAUCCAAAGACAGGGAGAGAGAACACUCGGAAUCCCGCAAGGACCUGGGCGCCGACGAGCACAAGGCGAAGGAGGGCCCGCUGCCCGAGAAGGACGGCCACGGCCAUGGCCACGAGGGCCGCGGCGCGGGCGAGGAAGCCAAGCAGCUAGCCCGGGUGCCGUCGCCCUACGCACGCGUGCCCGCCAGCGACAGCGCCAGGCCGGGCAGCGCCGCCAGCCGCGAGGCCGAGCCGCGCAAGGGCGAGCCGGCCUACGAGAACCCCAAGAAGAGCGCCGAGGUCAAGGUGAAGGAGGAGCGCAAAGAAGACCACGACCUGCCCGCCGAGGCCCCGCAGAGCCACCGGUCCUCGGAGCCGCCGCCGCCACCGCCGCCGCCCAGCUCCUCGGCCAGCGUGCACCCGGGGCCCUUGGCCUCCAUGCCCAUGACCGUGGGGGUGACGGGCAUACACCCCAUGAACAGCAUCAGCAGCCUGGACAGGACUCGCAUGAUGACGCCUUUCAUGGGCAUCAGCCCCAUCCCGGGCGGAGAGCGCUUCCCGUAUCCUCCUUUCCACUGGGACCCCAUCCGGGACCCAUUGAGGGACCCCUACCGGGAACUUGACAUUCACCGGAGAGACCCGCUGGGCAGGGACUUCCUGCUGAGGAGCGACCCUCUGCACCGUCUCUCGGCCCCCCGGCUGUACGAAGCCGACCGCUCCUUCAGGGACCGGGAGCCCCACGACUACCACCACCAUCACCACCACCACCCGCUGUCGGUGGACGCGCGGCGGGAGCACGAGCGCGGGGCGCACCUGGACGAGCGUGAGCGCCUGCACGUGCUCCGCGAGGACUACGAGCACCCGCGGCUCCACGCCGUGCACCCCGCCUCCCUGGACGGACACCUGCCGCACCCCGGCCUCAUCGCGCCCGGCCUGCCCAGCAUGCACUACCCACGCAUCAGCCCCACUGCGGGCCACCAGAACGGACUGCUCAACAAGACGCCCCCGACAGCGGCGCUCAGCGCGCCUCCGCCGCUCAUCUCCACGCUGGGGGGCCGCCCCGUGUCCCCCCGGAGGACUACCCCUCUGUCCGCGGAGAUCAGGGAGCGGCCGCCCUCCCACACGCUGAAGGACAUCGAAGCCCGGUAAGGAGAGGACGGGACGCGAAGAGGACGAAGAGAGCCCGCGGCCGCAGGCGCCAGACUCGAGAGCGCGCGCAGGCAGAGGUCCCGCGUCUCGACCGACGCAGACGGGGCGGGGGGAGCCCCCAGCACUUCCCCUUGUAAAAAGUGUAUAGACUCAGCGCAGAUUUUGAAAUGUUUUUGUAUAUUCUAUGUUGAAAUUUUUCAGAUCUUUUAGCCGAUUCGUAUGUUCUCAUGUCUCCCCACUCUUUUGGUUUCUCGUAUAAAACUUUUUGAUUCGAACCAAAACAGUGAAGAUGACA
This is a messenger RNA of Globicephala melas (long-finned pilot whale), 4464 nucleotides long. It is a transcript of the gene AUTS2, whose product is annotated as activator of transcription and developmental regulator AUTS2. NCBI's taxonomy places the organism in Eukaryota, Metazoa, Chordata, Mammalia, Artiodactyla, Delphinidae. The record is from RefSeq and is a predicted model, not a curated record.